GAACAUCAAAGUUGUCAACACCACGGGCACAAUUAUAUUCAUCACCCUCAGCAAUGGAUCAUUAUAGCACUACGCGACUGAAACUUCUCCAAGCGGAUUUUCUCAUUGGUAUCCCGAACGACACAUUAUGUCUUCAUCGUAAUGUCAUCCUCAUACAAAAGUUUCGACCAUUAGGGUGGGCCAAAAUCAACGACGUAACUCUGCCUUACAUCAACAACGAUGAUGCUAUCACUACGUAUGAUGAUGUGAAGUAUACACAAGAGAUGGGAUAUAUCGGUGGUCGUUCGGAUUGACGAGUAGUAGUGCUCUGUAGCACGAGGGUGACUGGCGAAUGCUUCAGAGCGUACCUAAGUAAGCACGAGAGUACUUCUCUUUCACUCUCAUUGGAAACACUUUUCAUUCUCUCUCUUGAACUAUAUUCGCAUACAUUCGGAAGUCGACUUUACAACUUCAUUACUCUGGCCAUCCAUCCAGCAUCAACAAUGUCUUCCGAGCAAACUCCCCUCGAGAUCGCCGCCCAGCCGGAGCGCGACCUCAACUCCCGCGAGGCCAAAGUCGGCGCCUCCAAGCCGAGCGAUAGCGCCAACGAGUCCGGCAUCGACGCCAACGUCAUCAACAAAUUUCCCGGCUCGACCGUGACCUACGGCUCGGCAGCCUCAGGAGCCGGUGACAACCCUGAGAUUCCCGAGGAGGAAGGUGGAAGCCUCAAUCCACGGACCGGACAACCUACCAAGGCCCGCGACUUUGAGGGCGAAGGCGGCCUAGAGGAGAAGGCGGCGAAGUAUGUCCAGGACCAGCCCGGCAACGAUGAUGUCCGGGAGAACAUCCGCAACUAGAACGUGAAAUUCUAGCAGCAGCUUUGUGGACGAGGAAUGAAGUCAGAAGAGAGAUUAUGCGUCCUCACCUAACGUGACGAUACCCAUGCUGCUCAUGAUCAAUGACGAGCUGCGGCGAGAGCUGGAACAGGAGAAGGCAUGGAGAAAUGGACAUCAGGUAAAUUGAUCGCGUGAUCUCGAUGUUCAAAUGCAACAGGAUGGUUCUGUCAUGUGUGAUCAGUGGGCAUCAGGUCAAUCCAACGCCACGGAAAGACACGUUGACAAAGUUCGUACCGAUUUUCACAAGCAAAAGAAGACACAAGAUUCGUAAAUUCCCAUUCAUUCGCCCACUGCCAGAGUGAG
Messenger RNA from Dissoconium aciculare CBS 342.82, 1178 nucleotides. RefSeq lists its product as uncharacterized. The record is from RefSeq and is a predicted model, not a curated record. Lineage: Eukaryota; Fungi; Ascomycota; Dothideomycetes; Mycosphaerellales; Dissoconiaceae. The transcript has 3 exons. The coding region runs from base 483 to 836 and encodes 117 amino acids.